AUGUAUUCCAACAAUAUUUCUCAUAUCUAUGAUAUGACUGUAGAGUAUUACAGAUUAAGGCAAGGUGAUACAGAUCUAAGUCAAUAUUUUUGUGAGAUAACACACCUUACUUAAGAUCUUAACUCAUUACUUUCUUUAUCUACUAAUCUCCAACUGAUGCAGAAGCAAUGAAGUUCCUUAGUAGACUUCAUCCUGAAUAUGAGAGCGUUCGCAAUCAAAUACUAGCAAAGACUGAGCUGCCAACACUUGUUGAAGCCUAUCAACGUGUCUCUCAUGCUCUUCUAGACCAUGGCACUCCAAAAACCACACCCCUUGUGGAGAACACAGCAUUAGUGUCCACUCAGCAACCCUCUAGUGGGCACUCUCAUGGUGGUCGUUCAGAGAGGGGGGGGUGGAGGUAGAGCAUCUGGAGAUCGCCAAAAAUAUGAGUACACAAAUUGUGGCAAAAAGGGGCACACAAGGAAUAGGUGUUAUGCAUUUCAUGGUCAUCCUCUUAUAACCGCCAAUGUUGUUGUAGGAGGAGAAGAUGAAGGAUCUCAAGGCCCACAUCUCAUGUCACUCUCUAGUGAGGAGUAUGCUCACAUGCUCUAGUUUAUAGCUGCCCAACAAGCAUCAAUACUAGUUACCACUCCAUAUACACCUAGGACAUCUACAAUGUGCUUCUCUCACACAUCCAAAUCCUCUUCAAGUGAAUCACCCUGUUGGAUUCUUGACUCUAGUGCUACUGAUCAUAUUAUAGGUAUAUCCAACAAUUUCAUAUCCCAUUUUAGUCACCAUGGUCUUUCUACUAUCACCUUAGUAGAUGGCUCUACUACACAUCACAGGUAUAAGGUCCUUAUAUCCUAACCACAACCUUCCUCUUAAAUCAGUUUUACACAUACCUAAAUUCCCGUUUAACCUUAUUUCUAUUAGUAAACUCACUCAAUCCCUGCAAGCUGCAAUAACUUUCUUUCCCAAUUCAUACUUCAUUCAGGACUUAAAGAUAUGGAGGAGAUUGGCGAAAGAUAUGAAAAUGGAGGCCUAUACUACUUGGGAAAAGCUUCUUCAGCCAUGUGUAUUUGAUGCUUUACCUCUUCAAGUCCAUAAUCAACUAGGUCAUGUAUCUCUAGAAAAACUCAAAUUGAUGAUACUUAAUUUGUCUAAUCUAGAAGUAUUAGAGUGUGAAUCAUAUCAAUUAGGUAAACAUCAUCAUUAUAGCUUCGGACCCAGGGCUCUUUCAAGAGCAAAGUUUGUUUUUGAUUUAAUCCAUUCUGAUGUACGAGGUCUUAGUCAAGUUACUUCUAAAUUUAGUUUAAAACAUUUUGUUACUUUCCUUGAUGAUCAUUUUCGUAUUACCUAGUCGUAUCUCAUGAGAGUUUAACCAGAGUUACUUACCAUUUUUGCUCAUUUUGUGCUGAAAUUAAGAAUCAAUUUGGCAAGAAUAUUCAAAUACUUCGUUAUGAUAAUGCAAAAGAGUAUUUUAAUUCAUCCUUUACACAAUACUGACCACCCAUGAGAUUAUUCAUCAAUCAUCAUAUCCUUAAACUUUUCAACAAAAUGGAAUAAGGGAGAGGAAAAACCGUCAUAUCAUCGAAACAGCUCAUACAUUACUUUACAUAUGAAUGUCCCACUUGAAUUAUGAGGUGAUGAUGUUCUUCCAUCCACCUAUUUAAUUAAUCGAAUGUCAUCAUCAAUUUUAAAUCAAAAGACUCCAUAUUCUAUUCUUUAUCCUACUAAUCCACCAAAGAUUUUUGGAUGUACAUGUUUUGUCCAUCAUUUAGAUAUAUGUCAAGAUAAACUUAGUCCUAAGUCUGUGAAAUGUGUUUUAUCCUUCAUUCUUACAAGCUUCAUUUCAUAGACACUAUUUCUGCUGAUUUUACAUUCUUUAAGAGUAUCUCUUUUUUCAUUAUGUCACAAUGUAUUAAUUAUCUAAAUGAAUCAUUAUCUCUACCAAUUAUUAUAGAGCCCAUCUUUGUGGAUAAUCUUAGUGCGAUUCUCAAGUAAUUAGAUGAUAGGGUGGAAGAUAUAUGCCUUCCAAUCACACAGGUGUACAUGCGAUGGAAUACUCCCUCAACAUCUCUUGAGGCAUUUACUUCUCAACCAAUCCUUCCCAUGUCUAAUGGACUAGAAGCGAGCACAUCGAUGACUAGUAAUCUUGAUCUCCCAAUCACCUCACAAAAAGAAAAAUGUUCUUGUAUAAAUGAUUCCAUGUCUAACUUUGUAUCCUAUCAUCACUUAUCUCCUACCUACUCAACUUUUAUAUCUACCUUAUCUCACUAUCCUACUCCUAAGAUUAUUUCAGAAGCACUAAGUCAUCUCGGAUGGUGUGCCAUUAUGAUUGAGGAGAUGAAUACACUUGAGAAGAACCAGACUUAAGAAUUUGUCCCACAUCCUCCUAGAAAGUCUGUUGUUGGCUACAAAUGGGUCUUUACAAUUAAAGUUAGACCUAAUGGUACAGUUGAUCACUUGAAAACUCAUUUGGUGGCGAAGGGCUUCACUCAAGUAUAUGAUGAAGAUUACUUAGAGACUUUCUCACAUGUUGCUAAGAUUACCUCAAUUCGUAUUGUGUUUACCUUGGCAAUUCACUUCUUUUGGCCUCUCUAUCAACUUGAUAUAAAGAAUACAUUUCUUCAUGAUACUAUAGAAGAAGAGAUAUACAUGGCACAGCCUCCAAGACAUGCACAUAGGAACUCUAAUAUGGUUUGUUGAUUACACAAGUCUCUUUAUGAUUUGAGCCAAUCUCCUCAAGCAUGAUUCAUUGGUUUAGCAACACUUUGAGUGAGUUUGGUCUUCAGAGAUGCGGCGUUGAUCACUAUGUCUUUUAUCAACACUCUUCAGCUAAGUGUAUCUUAUUAGUUGUCUAUGUCGAUGACAUCAUUAUCAAUAAGAGUGAUUAUGUUGGUACAUCUCACCUCAAUACCUUUUUGCAGAGUCAACUUGUCACUAAGGAUCUCAGCAAUCUCAAGUUCUUCCAUGGCAUAGAGGUUGCUCAUUCUAAUGGAGAGAUUGUUAUCAACCAACGGAAGUAUACUCUUUAUUUAUUUGCAUAG
Spirodela intermedia is the source of this 3029-nucleotide messenger RNA. Lineage: Eukaryota; Viridiplantae; Streptophyta; Magnoliopsida; Alismatales; Araceae. The record is from the annotation of a GenBank genome assembly.